Molecule: messenger RNA, 2198 nt
Organism: Chenopodium quinoa (quinoa)
Lineage: Eukaryota; Viridiplantae; Streptophyta; Magnoliopsida; Caryophyllales; Amaranthaceae
Exons: 6
Coding region: 1-1791 (596 amino acids)
Source: RefSeq, a predicted model, not a curated record
AUGGUGCUCAUUGUGGUUUUUGCAUUAACACAGUACAGGACGUCACCCUUCAAAAACUCUAGGGCUUUGUUAAGGCGUGUCAGUGCACGCUACAAAGAUAACUCGAUUUCAUCAAAAGAUGAGAGGAAGAAAUUGUACAGGUGGGUGUCUGUUGUCAAUUCUCAGAGGUGGAGAGCACAAGCUUUUUUCUCUUUGGUGGAUUUACAUGUAGCUUUACAUGGCUUCAUAGUGUUCGAAGUUUACUGGAAGGAUAUACGUGGCAUCAACUACUUCAGUGAGCUUCAGUCAGACAUAUCAAUGGCUUUUGAGGUAAAAUCAAUGAGAAAAUGGGAUUUCCACAGCAUUGACCAAGCUUCUAGUUGUAUCCAAACAUGGUUCUCAGGAUCCCAAUCAGAGAUUGAAUCAUUGUGGAAGUGUCUAAUGUCCCUCGACGAUAAAGUUCCUUCACAAUCUCCACAAAAAGUAAGAAUCACUUUUAAUGAUUUGCUCAUAGGACAUGGAAAGCAUACCAAGAGUUCGUCAAUUGAUGAUUAUUUUGAUGUCAGAGAAUGCACCCAUCAGGGUACUGAUCCCGAUCUUUGUUGUGAGCAUCAGCUUCUAGAGAAACAAAAUGAGCAGAAAACACCAAGAAGACAACAGGAUACAGAUAUUGAACCUGUGCAUUAUAAGGACACUCUACUGAAAUUCUAUUUUGAUGACAGGGACCUUCCUUUUACAUUCAAAAGAAUAAUAACUUCUGAUCUAAGACUUCUAACUUUGCUCGAGUCAGGCCUUCCUUCAUGGGUUGUCUUCCUUCAGUCAUAUCCUUUAUUCUGCAAAGUUUAUCGACCUUGGAUGCGAUCUCUAGUGAGAAUGCUUUAUAUAUUAAUCUCUCUUGUUACUUGUGUGAUUGGAUUUUAUGAUCUUUAUAAGAAUGUCCCAGUAUUGAAGGCCGCAGCAUCACACAUUUGUGGGCCAUUAUUUAUUUGGAUAGAGGACUGGGAUAUGAUUUCCAGAGUCAGAUAUCUAGGAACAAUGUUGUUCAUUCAGAAUUUUGAGAAAGCAAUGCGAUGGUCUCUCAAAAUUGGCCAAGUCUUGAAACUGCUGCUGUUGCUACUAACAAAACCGUUGAUGGAACCACUACAGGACCUAGUGGAAUUCACUUCGCCUCUAUGGAUUCUACUAUGUGAAGCAGGAUCAGAUUUCUACAGCAUGGUGUCAUUUGCUUUGAUUUCGUUAUGUAGUCUAGUUGUUGACCUAUUUGAGCUUCUACUCUCUCCAUUCCAGCUUCUGUACUCUUACAUUGUAAUUAUAGUUUCAUUUUUUAGUCCUAUUUUUGCCUCCGUUUGGGAUCUUUGUCAAGUUCCACUUCAGAUGUGUUCUCCCAUGGGAAAUCAUGCAGCCUUUUUCUUUGGUAGCAUGUACAAGGAUCUUCAAGAAAUGCUGAUGCUCAUAAUGAGCAAAGCAACUGAGGUUGGUCAUUUGGCUACCCGAUUAUCUAAAGCAAAGCCAGCCACAACGGAAGUUUCUAUGUGGAGUUCUCUGUGGAAAGAUCUGUUUUCAAAGGUGUUUCGCUCUCUCCGUAGUAUUUCGUAUGGAUUAAUUGCAUUCUUGGAUUCAUGCAACCGACAUAGACUUAGCACAUCUAACCACCUCAGUGAAUACAUAAGGCGCAUGUCUGAACUAUUGUCAUCAGGAUUGGAAGCUUCUCAGCGAGCGCUUCCAUCAUCAGGGCUGAAAGCUUCUCAGCAAGCACCUGCUGAGGAAGGCUGUCAACAGCAAAUUCCUGAAAAUCACGAGCACUUCGAUUGAACGGAAUAUAGGUAGUCUCUCCUGUACAAACGUUGAUGAAUAUACAUCUCAUCCACCAAGCUAACCUAUGUACCGUUGUCAUUUGUCUAAUUACGAACUAAUUCCAUUUGUCUAAUUCUUUGUACAGAGAAAUGGUAAUAUUGUUUGGUAUUACCCCCCAAGUUGUAAUAUAUACUAGUGAGUAGUGACUGACUGACUGGCUAUAUUGUGAGCAGUGUCUCCACGUAUUAAAAAAUAUGAUCAGAUAUCUUAUAUGUUGCAGUCUGUAUCUCUAGUAGUAAAGGCCUUGUUUAGUAAGUGAAAUAUGUUCUUGUAUUGCAAUUGCUCAUUAUACAAGAAGAGCUAUUGAGUCAUUUCUCCAAAAAAUGGCAAAGAAAUUCAUGAUUGUAGUUAUUUACCAAGCAUAU